Penicillium cosmopolitanum is the source of this 264-nucleotide messenger RNA. RefSeq lists its product as uncharacterized. The record is from RefSeq and is a predicted model, not a curated record. The transcript has a single exon. Bases 1 to 264 code for a protein of 87 amino acids. NCBI's taxonomy places the organism in Eukaryota, Fungi, Ascomycota, Eurotiomycetes, Eurotiales, Aspergillaceae.
AUGCCAACAACUCUGGAAGCUUUGGCUAUACAGCCAGUCAAAUGGCCCAUAUCUUGGAUCAUCAGGCAGUUAGUCGCCAUAUGGCUAGUGUUAAUUCUGACUUGGCUUCCCGACCCAAAGAGGGCAUCUUGGGAAAUACAGGAGGAGUUGUCUCGAUCUGAAAAAGAGGCUGCGAACAAGAAGGCAACAGGUCUCGACAAAGGUUUUGUCAAAUACUUUUCUCAGCGUCACAAAGCCGCACUUGCUACCACUGCUGUUGUAUGA